Molecule: messenger RNA, 2556 nt
Organism: Raphanus sativus (radish)
Lineage: Eukaryota; Viridiplantae; Streptophyta; Magnoliopsida; Brassicales; Brassicaceae
Product: cation/H(+) antiporter 24-like
Exons: 2
Coding region: 1-2556 (851 amino acids)
Biological process (GO): regulation of pH; proton transmembrane transport
Cellular component (GO): membrane; endomembrane system
Molecular function (GO): antiporter activity
Source: RefSeq, a predicted model, not a curated record
AUGGUUAGGUAUUUUCCCAGCAAUGGCCAGACUGUCCUGCCACUCCAUCUUGGGUUCUUGCCGGACAACCCGGCCUCCCCCGGUGAGCUUAUUAUUACUCAAGCUUUCUCGGCCAGGCUUCCGGUGGUUUGCCGACAGGUUCACAGUAAACAACCAUUUGGAAUGUUCAGAGGCGAAAAUGCAAUGAACUAUGCAUUUUCAUCUUUCUUGCUCGAGGCAGUUCUUGUUAUUUUCUUCAUCAAAGCCACUUGCUUCAUCCUCCGACCUUUACGUCAACCUCGUAUCGUCUGUGAGAUCAUUGGUGGUAUGGUGGUAGGACCGUCCAUGCUUGGAGGAAGCCGUACUUUUAGUUACUACUUGUUCCCACCGAUCUCAAACUACAUAUUUACAAACUUGGGACUGCUGGGAUUCUUUUACUUCUUCUUUAUCACUGCGGCCAAAACCGACGUUGCAGCCAUUGCAAAGUCUCCAAAAAAGCACAAGUACAUUGCUGCCAUCAGCGUUCUCGUCCCAAUGGUCUGCGUUGGAGCCACAGGGAUGGCCAUGCGUGGCCAAAUGGAUAAAAACAUGGGGAGGCCUUCUUCCGUUGGAGGGAUUGCGUUUGCCUUGGCUUUUAGUUCUUUCCCUGUCAUCUACACCAUCUUAAGAGACAUGAACCUUCUCAACUCCGAGGUGGGCAAGUUCGCCAUGUCGGUGGCUCUUCUCGGAGACAUGGGAGCGAUCCUCGUGCUUGUUUCUUUCGAGGCUGCCAUUCAAGCUAACGUAGCAGGAGCCAAAGCUGCAGCCUACUACGUUGUAUCAGUCGCUAUAUUCAGUGCUUUUAUGAUUUUGGUUGUGAAACGAGCAUUUGAGUGGGUGGUCGACCAAACACCUCAGGGACAACACGUGGACCAAAACUACAUUGUCAUUAUUCUCAUGGGUGUUCUUGUUUCUUGUUUCUUAACGGACAUGCUUGGUUUAUUGAUAGGCACCGGACCUAUGUGGUAUGGGUUGAUAAUCCCUCAUGGUCCACCUUUGGGUUCCACGUUGGCUAUUCGGAGCGAGACUUUUAUACAUGAAUUUUCAAUGCCUUUCGCAUUUGGUUUGGUGGGACUCUACACAGAUGUUCACUUCCUUAGCGCUGAUGCUUGGGACCACCAACUCGCUCCUCUUGUCUACAUGACCACCGUUAGCUUCAUCACCAAGUUUAUCUCUGUGUUCGCCGCUGCCUUUUUCUUUAAAGUCCCUACUAGAGACAGUCUCACGCUUGGCCUGAUAAUGAACUUGAGAGGCCAACUCGAUAUCAUGCUCUACUUGCUUUGUUUGAGGAAACAUGUUAUCGGUGUACCCGGUUUUACUCUCUUGGUUUUGCAUACGAUUGUCGUAACAGCAAUAUCAACACCGCUCAUCAGCUUCCUCUAUGAUCCAAAUCGUCCUUACAGGAUCAGCAAGCACCGGACCAUCCAGCACACUCCACCAUCCACUGAGAUGGGUUUGGUUCUUGCCGUCUCCGGCCAUGAAGCCUUGUCUGGCUUGAUCACCUUCCUUGACUUUGCCUAUCCCACUACAAGUAGCCCCUUUUCUGUAUACGCUAUCCAGCUGGUGGAACUGAUGGGGAGAGCUACACCAGUUCUUAUGGACCACAAGAUACAAAAAGAGGAGGAAGACAAAGAGGAGGAGGAGGUAGAAGAAGGGCGAGUAGACCAGGUGCAAAGCGCCUUUAAGCUGUACCAGAAGAAGAGAGAUGAGUGUGUGAAGCUGCAUGCCUACACUGCUCAUGCACCAAAGCGUCUAAUGUACCAAGAUAUUUGCGAGCUGGCCUUGGCCAAGAAAACCGCUUUCAUUCUCUUACCUUAUCAACAAAAGCGUCUUCAAGACAGUGCACCUACCGAGCUACUUGACUCUGGCAUGCUGUCCGUGAACGCUGAUGUCUUGGCGUACACACCAUGCUCUGUAUGUAUCUAUUAUGGCAAGGGACGGCUUAGAAACGCCAAGGUUCGGUCCUCGGUUGACCAGCAACAAUCAAUUCAACCGAGCCGUGUGAGGCAACACACAUACCGUUUCGUGGUUCUGUUCUUAGGAGGAGCUGAUAACAGAGAAGCUCUGCAUCUGGCAGACAGGAUGACGGCAAACCCGGACAUAACCUUGACGAUAGUUAGGUUCUUGUCGUUCAACCACGAAGGAGAGGACGCGAGGGAGAAGAAGCUAGACGAUGGGGUGGUGACAUGGUUUUGGGUUAAAAAUGAAGGCAAUGAUAGGGUUAGUUAUAAGGAGGUUGUGGUCAAUAAUGGUGCGGAAACACUGGCUGCGAUCCAAGCAAUGAAUAUCAAUGACUACGAUCUAUGGAUAACAGGAAGGAGAGAAGGGAUCAACACAAAGAUUCUGGAAGGGCUUGAUGCAUGGAGCGGAGAUCACCAGCUUGGAGUCAUUGGAGAAACUGUUGCUGGGAGUAUAUUUGCAUCAGAAGGUUCGGUGUUGGUGGUGCAGCAACAGGUGAGGAAUCAAAAGGGUGGUGAUGGUUUCUUGAACGGCAAGUUUGAUUAUAAAAAGUUAGUUUCUCCCUGGUCAUGUAAUUAG